Molecule: messenger RNA, 1629 nt
Organism: Funneliformis geosporum
Lineage: Eukaryota; Fungi; Glomeromycota; Glomeromycetes; Glomerales; Glomeraceae
Source: the annotation of a GenBank genome assembly
AUGAUUACACCAGUUUUUACAAUUACGCAAGACCCGAAUCUUGUUAUAAUCGUUAUUAAAACUCCUUACAUAAAGGUAUCGGAUAUCGAACUUUAUUGUGAAGGUUCUGAUUUCACCUUCUAUGCAAAGCCAUAUUACUUAAGGCUUCAUUUUCCUGGCAAUUUAGUGGAUGAUGAUCGUGUUAAUGCCUCAUAUGAUAUUGCGGCUGGUGAAAUGAAUUUAAAGAUACCAAAGGAAACUCCUGGAAUGGAAUUCCCGGAUUUAGAUUUAUUGACCAAACUUUUAGCUCCAAAAAGUGUUAAGAAAAUUCCUGAAAAGCCUUUAAUUGAAGUCAUUGAAGGCGAUAAUAAUGAUGAAGUUAAUCAUGAAAAUAACGAGUUUAUUAGGUUAUUUGAAAAGGAAAAUGAACAAAAGCUUUAUGAAGAUAAUAACGAGGAUUUUUUAAUACGGGAAUUAAAUAGUGAAUCCAAUAAUAAUCAUAAUGAAAAACAAAAAUCUAAACCUUUAAUUCAAGAAAUAUUUGAUGGAAAAAUCAACGAUGAGAAUGAGGCUAAACGGAUAUAUAAUUUAUUAGAGGAAGGUAAAAUAUUUAUCAAGGCAGUUUAUAAACUUAUUCAAUAUUUAACUUUAAAUUUAUAUUUAGCUAAUGCUUAUGAUUGGGAGUUGCCGCAACAGGAAUUACUAUCUACAGCAAAAUACGGAUUCAAUGGACUUUAUUCAGGAUAUUUCAUGCAUGUACAAGAAACAUGUAAUGAAAUCAUAGAUAUAACUAAUCCAGAGAAAUCUACACCAGAAUCGCGUCGUAAGGACCGAAUUAAUGCCGAAAACAACAAAUUUGAUCCAGAUCACUAUAUAGCCGAUUUUAUGAGUGCGGAAGAAAUUAAAUACCUCAUUAAAUCAAAGACAUUAUGGUGGAAAGAAUUGAAACGAUUACAAAACAAUGAUAAAAAUGAAACUACCGUUAAUGAGACAGUCUCAACAAUAGAAAGACAGGACACUUCAGCGCCACCAACAACGAACGACGUAACCAAUGAUGUUUUGGCUGUAUUAAAAUUCACUGAAAAAGAAAAUAUGAUUAUGCGGAAUUUACCAAAUAAGCAAUAUCUACUUGAAAAUAUAGAAUCUAUUUAUUAUGGUCUAGUAGAUUUGUUGUUUGCUUAUAGUUAUAAUCAUAGGGUUUUUGAAGGAGAAAAUACUGUUGAAUCGGCAUGGAUCAUAGGAAAAAUAAGUCCGACAAUAUCUUGUCUUGAGCAAUUCAACAGUUUAGAAGAGAUCAUGAAAACAUUAUAUCGACGAUCAUUAGCUUAUCCUUUGCGUAGAAAUUAUGAGCUUACCGAAAAAUGUCAAGAUGAUGUUUAUGUUCUUUUUAAAUUAGGAAGACGUGCUAUUUUAAAAGUUUUAUUGGAAUUAAAAGAUUUAUUUGACCAUCAUGAUGUUUAUUAUAUAUAUUCAAAAAUAUGGUUAGAUGAUUAUUGUAUUUGGUGUCAAACCAAGGCCAGUGACAAAAUUAUUCGUUCUUUGGCACAUAAACUACAUCAUUAUAAAGUUUUAAAAUCUGAUAUUGGAUGGAAUUUAGAAGAAUAUGAGCAAAUAGCAUUAGAAGAUGCACAAGAUCAGGCAAUAAUUUAA